AUGUGCCCAUUGGAGAUUAGUUAUCAAAGCAAAGGCCACAUAAAUAGUACAGAUGGUAAAGAUGAAGUAGAAAACCUUGAGCUAGAAGACGAACUUGAGAUUAUAGACGGGGUGGAAGACGAAGAGGUAGAAGGAUGGGAAGAAUGGGAAAAUAAUUACGUGGAAUUAAUGUGCAAUAAUGAGGCGACGGCGGAGGGAAAUAAUUUGCAUGUUCCCAAUGAACGUAAUAAUGAGAUGGCGGCGGAAAAGCAAAAGAGAUAUAUGACUAACAACAUACAUGAUGAGGCCAUCAAUGAAAACUUCGGGCCACAACUUCAGCUCUUGUCCCAAAUGGAGUUAGCAAGGAAAGAAAAGAAAAUGGGCUUGGGAUAUGGCUUGAUGGAUUUUCCCAACUCACCAGAUAGAGAGACAGAAGAUGAACAUAUCCAAACAAUCUCUCCAAUCGAAAUAGAGGGUAUUGAAGAUGAGGGUGAAAGUGGAAUUCGGCAUCUCCGAUCAAGUACAAAUAUGAGGGGUGAAAUGUGA
Molecule: messenger RNA, 525 nt
Organism: Vicia faba (fava bean)
Lineage: Eukaryota; Viridiplantae; Streptophyta; Magnoliopsida; Fabales; Fabaceae
Source: the annotation of a GenBank genome assembly